AUGCAAUUCCUCUCUCAAUCCUUGACCACCUCCGACUAUAUUCUUGCCUCAAUCAAGUCACCUGGCGUCAUGACCACCCUUGUCUCUGCCAUUCGGGCUGGCGGCCCGCAACGGCUCAGAGAUAUGUUCGGAAAAACGGCCGAGAACACAGCCGCCGUGGAGCUGGAAGUCAUGUCGUCCACCUCUAGAGAGGUGGGUGAGCUCUACAACGGGAGAGAGGUGGUUCGCUGCCUCGGGCAAGCCCCUAUUUGGGAGUUCAUCUACUUGAUUCCUGAUAAACUCCUGCCUGAGACAACGAAGACCAAAGAGAUGAGCAUGAAGGAGGCUGUCGACCAAGGUUAUAUGAGAAUGGCUGUCAUUGUCAGAAUCGUUCGACCUGAAGCGCCCAACAUUUCUCUCAAUCGGUCCAAGAAUACUGGGCGAGGCGAGCUACGUUUUGCCGCUGGUGUUGCCAUCUUUUUGUUCCUAUUGUUCUCCCUAUGUUCCUACCUCAUCACCUGCCAUCCCGAGAUAUCGCUUACAUUCCUCAAAGACGGAUCUCCCGUUCCUCCCUAUGCCUUUGCGUGUACCUUCUUCGGCUCACUGUUCUCGGAUUUCAGCUCAUACAUAUCCGCUUAUGUCAUAGGGAGCAGCACAAAGGAGGAAAUAUUCCAACCGGCCAAGAAUUGGCGAGCGAGGAUGGUAUGGGUACAGGGAGAGAAGAUUGUGGGUGAUCAAGAGUUCAAGCCAUUUGCCAUCUUCUCGGGAGAAGAUCAACCCAACAUCAUCACUUCGAGCAGAGUCGACGACAACCAAGGUCCUGGCUAUAUUCGGCGUCAUUUGGAGAACCUCACUUACAGGGGAGCCGUCUUGAACAUGAUCGGCUCCGCUCUCCAGGCUGUUGGCUUCCGAGCAUCACAUUGUUCUGUCUCAAUUCUUUAUCUCAUUGUGGUGUUGAUAAUGCUCAUUGUGAAGAUGGUGGUUCGUCGUGGACGAUCAAGACCCAUUUUCUCUCGAGCCAUUAUUCCAGGAUUUCAGUUCGCCUGGCUUGCGGACUCUUUGAGAGAU
Molecule: messenger RNA, 1047 nt
Organism: Trichoderma citrinoviride
Lineage: Eukaryota; Fungi; Ascomycota; Sordariomycetes; Hypocreales; Hypocreaceae
Exons: 2
Source: RefSeq, a predicted model, not a curated record